CGCAUAAAUUAGCAGAAACCAGAAAAAGUUAGGUUAGGAUCAUGCAAAUAUUUACAAAUUUAUAGUGAUUAUUAAAAAUGGAAAGUAACUUAAAGCAAACUCCAGAUGAACUGAAGGAGCUGGGCAACCUCUCAGUAAAGAACCAAAAGUACGAAGAAGCUAUUUUGCACUAUACCCAUGCCAUAAAACUUGAUCCUUUAAAUUAUACUUUGCACAGUAACAGGUCUUAUGCAUUCCUAAAAGUACAUCAGUAUUAUUAUGCUCUUGAAGACGCAAAUGAGACUAUCAAACUAAAUCCUUCGUGGCCAAAGGGUUAUUUUAGAAAAGGAGAGGUAGAAUACACUACCGGACACUAUACAGAUGCGUGCAACUCGUACCGAAAGGCGUUAGAAUUAAAGCCGGAUGAUCUCAACCUAGUCGAAGCACUAAAUAAAACCGCUAAAGAAAUUUUAAAAGAACAGAAAGCUGACGAAACUGUACCAUGGUUAGGGGCAGGUAUAGGAAUCGUUGUAGGGGUUGCCAUAGUCAUAGCUGAUUGCGUUUUUACUUUUAAACCGACACAUCCAAUGCUGAUGGCUUUUGUGACCAUGGUGAUUGCCAUGGUAGGCUAUAGUAUUGCAAGAUUAUACCGGUAUUGGGUCAAAUGCCAAAGGGAUGGUUUGUUGGAACCACCAAUAGAUUUAAUGAACGAUACGCCAACUGGUGUAGACGCAGAGCCUAAUCUGCAGGAGGGAAAAUCACACACACCCAGAUACACGAAAUCGCAGGCGAGGCAGCGGUAUAAGAAAGGAAAAUUUUACGACAUGGAAGUGAAGUCGACAGGAAAUUCUAGGCUUUUUUUAACAACUCCUGUAGAAAAUAAAGAUGAUUCGGAGGAGAAACUAGAACGUAGUUACCAAUUCCUUCAAGGCACAAUAACAGGAUUAAGUGAUAAGGAUGCACACGAAGCUCUCAACAAGGCUCUUUUAAAGGAGAAAGGUUAUGAGGAAGUGUCGCUUGGACUUUUAGUAACUAUUUUAACCGAUCCCCACAAUGCGGCAAAAAGUUACAGGGACUUAACAUUAAUUACACGUGAUGGUUUUGGACUUAUAGUAACAAAUUUAUCUCAGUUAAUUUUGGAAAAAUAUUUGAAAUUCAAUGAUGUAGUUAAACAGCAGUUAGUAUGGCUCCUCCGAGAAAUGAUAAAAAAUGCUGUUAGUAAUGUUGAUAAUUUAGUAUGGAAUUUGAUGAGACAUGCAGCUGGUGGUGAUGUAUCUCCAAAGAACAUUACGCUUAUUGAAUCUUUACUUGAUGUUUUUAUAGAAUACAGAAGUUGGCUAGAGAAAUUUCCACUUCUUAUUGCAUCCGUAGUUUACACUUAUUUAAGGUUGAUAGAAGACCACCAUGCGCCUUACCUAACCAAUUUGAAACAGAAAGAAGUUAACUUUUUAAUAAGUAUAAUGCGUGAACACUUUCAUGAGUGCUUGGUUAUAGGAAGAGACUUAGUCCGUCUGUUACAGAACGUGGCUAGAAUACCGGAAUUCGAGCAGUUAUGGAGGGAUAUUUUGCUGGCACCAAAAACCCUGUGCUCUACGUUUAGUGGUAUACUGCAACUACUACAGAAUCGGACGUCACGUCGGUUUUUACAGUCCAGAUUGACACCAGAAAUGGAGAAAAAGCUCGUAUUUCUUACUUCUCAGGUAAGAUUUGGAAAUCAUAAACGUUACCAAGACUGGUUCCAAAGGCAGUACUUAGCAACACCCGAAUCACAAAGCCUUAGAUGCGACAUAAUACGUUUUAUUGUAGGCGUCAUCCACCCUACUAAUGAACUAUUGUGUUCUGACAUUAUUCCACGAUGGGCUGUCAUCGGUUGGCUUUUAACUACAUGUACGUCAAGUGUAGCUGUCUCCAAUGCUAAGUUAGCAUUGUUCUACGAUUGGUUAUUUUUUGAUAGUGAAAAAGAUAAUAUUAUGAACAUUGAACCUGCGAUCUUAGUUAUGCACCAUUCGAUGCGUUCUCACCCAGCUGUGUCUGCAACGCUCUUAGAUUUUUUGUGUCGGAUAAUCACCAACUUUUACCCACCUUUGACAGAUAAGGUGCGAGCGGGAAUUUUUGCGUCUUUGAGACAAAUUUUAGACAAACGAGUUCUGCCGUCGCUGCUACCUCUCUUUGACAAUUCGAAAUUAGACCGGGAACUAAGAAAUAUGGUGCGUGAAACGUUUAAAGAAUUCUGCAACGCCAUGCCCCUUGAAUCAUCCUCGAAAGAUGAAUUUAAUGUGGCUCAUACUACCAAGUACGAAGACGUUGACAAUGUGGAGUCUCGAAUGGCUGCUGCUUUGAAUAAUCACAUUUUGGAUAACGAACCGGCGUUUAGUGAUGACGAAGAAGAGCCCGGUUUAACGAUAAAUACCAACUUGGAAGAAGAUACCGACGAUGACGACAUUCCAUUAUCCAAAGUUAGGCUGAAGGAAAAAAGUGACAAAUCCGACGACAGUCUAAUAGAAGGGCCCAUAGGAGAAACGCUUUUAAAACUUCAACAAGAAACCGAUGCGGAUGAAAGAUGCGAGUUAAUGGAGAAGCUAAUAGAGCAGGUAGUGGAUUUAGACGAGGAAGACGAGAACUUACCCGUUGUAGCUAAAACUUUGAGCAAUUGUGUAAAGGAGGACAUAAAAGGAGAAGUAUUCCCUGAAAAUUUAACACAAGAAAAUCUCUUGGACAGUAUUAAGUCACCGUUGUUCGUUUUGUUUAAGACAUUGUAUGGUUUAAAUAAGGACGAAGUGGGUAAGGAUGUUUUAUAUCGUUUAGCGGCAGAGAUGUAUCGUUAUUUACCCAACUUAGGUUACUUAAUUCUUUACUUUCUUAAAGUGCAAAUAAGGACAGAAAACAAAAAGGAAGACCACACCAAAGCUAGUGCACUAAAGAUCAGUGUUUACAAAGAUUUUUGUCAGAGUAUAGAGAAGAAAAUAGACAUUUGUAUUUUUGAUGACUUAUACGCAUGCCAUAUCAGUGAUACUAAAUUAAUGAUGUGGAUAGUGCCUGAUUUAUAUAGGGAUUUUAAACAACAGACUUUAAAUAAUGCUCAAAUAUUGCGGGUGAUAAUUUCUGCUAUAGACGCGCGACAGUUGCAGACUCUAGUGGGGAAGGUGUUGCAGGGUCACCUGGUGAUGUUCAAACCCGAGAACCUUCAGGCCCUGCUGAAAAUCAGCCUGUCGUGGGAAAGUAUCGAACAGUUUUUCCUGUGGCAGUUGGUGAACGCCCACGACAUUUCCAUAGACACUGUUUUACCUCUCAUCACCGAGUUAGAUUAUGAACAACAUUCGGAGGCUUUAAUGGCUAUUACGCUUAUGCUUAAACAGGAGAAACCCAACGCGGAUUACAUAAAAUAUUUAUUUUCUAGAGACAUUAGUGACAACGGGGACUUAUUUGUGUUUACGAUCAUUAAAUAUUGGUGUGACGAGUACAUAGACAAGGUGGCAGAACUAAUUUCCUCUUUGUUGAGCACGAGAUACCCCUCGACGUCCCCCAACAAACGGAAACGUUCCGGGGGUAAAACCUUGAGCGCGACAGUGCCCAGUGCCGAUCAGGUGUUGGGACAUUUGGAGAAACUCCGUAUUAUUUGCGAAAAGCACGACUGCAUGGCGAUCUACACGUUGGACUCCAUGCAGAGGGCUCUCAGUAUUGCGCAGAACAACAGCAACGACAGCCAGAGGAAGCAGUUCAGCGAACUGUUUGCCCUGAUGGAGGAGGAGGAGGAAAUUAGUGCUACGAAAAGCAGGUCACAGGGGAGAGGAAGGAAACCGGCUACUAAGGCCACAACCGCAAACAAAAGGCAGGCAGUUCGGGAGAUAUCCGAUUCUUCGGAAGAAAGUAGUGAGGAGGAAGAAAUUGUGAAGCCGAAACAAGCUAAAAAAAGGAAAAAAGUCAUGUCAGACAGUGAUUGACGGAAGCAAGUACAGAGAAGUACCUCUGAUGUGGUAUAUAGGGACUCGGGUCGUCAUAUCAGAAAAAAGCUUGUGAUCAUAAUUCUAAGGAAGUACCUGCUUCUGGUACGGUUUCUUCGGGGAGGAAUGGAAGUGAGGAAUAACACUGCCCUUACCAUCUUUAAGGCAAUAAUUGUCUUGAAAAUAAGAAUAACUUUUAUGUACCUUAAAAGUUUCAACUAAGAAUUUGUUACUGUAUCAUUUUAGAUGUUAUGUAUCCAAAUAAUCAUUAAUUAUUGAUGUAUAUUCUGUAUUUAUAUAAUUUGUCUGUAAAUAAUUGUUAUUGUUAGAUCCCCUGUUUUUUUAUGCCCAGGGUUAAGUAAAUA
This is a messenger RNA of Anoplophora glabripennis (Asian longhorned beetle), 4285 nucleotides long. RefSeq names its product integrator complex subunit 3 homolog (gene IntS3). Gene Ontology annotation, molecular function: protein binding. Bases 78 to 3920 code for a protein of 1280 amino acids. Gene Ontology annotation, cellular component: cytoplasm. The transcript is spliced from 9 exons. The record is from RefSeq and is a predicted model, not a curated record. Lineage: Eukaryota; Metazoa; Arthropoda; Insecta; Coleoptera; Cerambycidae.